Messenger RNA from Nicrophorus vespilloides, 1480 nucleotides. RefSeq names its product gastric triacylglycerol lipase-like. The transcript is spliced from 8 exons. The coding region runs from base 103 to 1434 and encodes 443 amino acids. Gene Ontology annotation, molecular function: hydrolase activity, acting on ester bonds. Gene Ontology annotation, biological process: lipid metabolic process. Lineage: Eukaryota; Metazoa; Arthropoda; Insecta; Coleoptera; Silphidae. The record is from RefSeq and is a predicted model, not a curated record.
UUUGUUGCUCUACAUGUUAUUCGUUUACAGUAACUGUGAUUGAUUUUGUUAUUGUUUAAUUGCGAGCUUAUUUCAUCGUCGGUUAUUUCGAGAUCAACUCUGAUGAGAACACAGGAUAGUGAUGUUUGGUUUAUGUGUUUUAACGGUAACUUAGAAGAAACACUCUCUGAAUGGCUGGUUAUAAUGCCUCUGCCAUUCAUAUCCCUGAGGAGAAUUACAAUAGCAAAAAUUGGAAUCGUCGUUUUGUUUAUUGCAAUUUGCGCUGGUUUCUCGUAUAAAAAUAACGUGUGCAAAACUUGGUCCGAUUAUACUAUCAAACAUGUCAGCGAUUCGUGCAAGUAUAAUCCAGAUGUCAAUGCAAACAUGAUUAGUAUUGUGCAAAGAUACAACUACAAGAUCCAAACUCAUUACGUUCUUACCGAAGACGACUACAUCUUGACCGUCUUCAGAAUAGCCAAUAGCUCGAGUUCAUUCAAUUCUAAUAGGCAACCGAUCUUUCUGCAGCACGGCACUAUCUGCUCUUCUGAAAUCUGGUUGCAACGUGGCGAAGAUUCUAUAGGUUUUCAUCUGGCGAAUGCUGGUUUCGAUGUAUGGCUUGGUAAUACUAGAGGCAACUACAAUUCUCCCGGUCACAAGUUCUACACUACUCAAGAUUCGAAGUUUUGGGACCACUCGUUCGAUGAAUUGGUUCUGGACAUUCCAGCAGUAGUUUCGUAUAUUGGUAAUAAGACAGGAAGGACUGGAGAUCUCUUGUAUGUGGGUCACUCAAUCGGAAGUACUCAGGUGUUGGCUUAUGCUUCUGAAAGACCCGAUCAAGCCAAAAAGAACUUGAAGGCUAUGAUCCUUUUCGCCCCGGCUGUAUAUCUGGAUAAGCAAGGUUUUCUCGUCAACUUGGUGCGUUUUCUACUCAACAUACCAUUACCAUUCGAUAGCGUGGAUGUACGAUCUCCUUUAAUUGCGAUGAUCUGUUCUUUCACUGUAAUAAACAUAAACCUGUGUAGAUAUAUUUUCGAUUUGAACUUUGGAAAUGAGAACAAUUUAUACGAUCCAGCGUUGUUUCCGAUUAUGCUAGCAUCAUUACCAGAUAGAGAAUCGCUGAAGCCUUUUGUACAGUACAUCCAGUUUGCAGAUACGGCGGAAUUCAAGAAAUUUGAUUACGGAAGUAAAGGUAAUUUGAAAAAGUACGGAACCGAGAAACCGCCCAAAUACGAUUUGGGUAAAAUUUCCGUUCCAGUAUACACGUUCAUAGGAACCUCAGAUGAUUUAACACCAUUUAGUAAUGCGGAGACAUUCCACAAGGAAUUAACUGUAUAUAAUGAAAUUUAUGCUUUACAGAAUUAUUCUCACAUGGCUUACUUUUUGGAUGCAAAUGCUAAGGAAGUUUUAUACAAACCGUUCUUUAAUCUUCUCGAAAAACUUGGGACGAAAAAGUAAUUUUUCACCUAAAAUAACAAAUAAAAUUGUUACUAUGUAAUUUAUA